CUUUGCUCCUGUGUGUCCUCCAUACGACCCGGCUGCCUAUAUAUACUCACACUCUGUACUCAGUAGCUCACUGACUGAACAGCAAGCUUCGUCCACACAGCUGCAGUGUCAAUCAUGAAGGUCCUUGUGGUGCUCGCCCUCGCUGUUUUCACAGCCGGCUGCAAUGCCAACAUCGUGCGGCAAAACCAGCCCAAGCAGCAGGUCGACAUGGUGAAAGAUGUUUUCUGGGACUACGUUGCCAAGGCAACCAUGACUGCAGAGGACUCCCUGAAGCAGAUCAGACAGUCCCAGCUGGGCAAGGAAGUGAACACCCUCAUCUCCGAGAGCACCGACGCCGUCAACAAGCUCACAGACGCUCUGCGUACUAAGGUGGCUCCUCUCACCCAAGACCUCAUGUCUAAGUUUGCCCAGGAGGCCGAGCAGCUGAAGACCCGCGUGGAGAAAGAUCUGACCGCCAUGGGAACCCAUCUGCAGCCCUACGCCACAGAGCUGGUAGCUGACCUCCAGAGGCAGGUGGAGGAGCUGAAGAGGGACGCGACCCCCUACGCCAACAGCAUGGACUCCGAGACCCUGAAGGCCGUCCUGCUGCAGAAGACCCAGGAGCUGAAGGGGCAAAUGGAUGAGAGCAUGAUCAGGCUGCAGGCCCAGAUGGUUCCUUACACCGAGGAGAUGAAGGAGAAGAUGGAGCAGAGCCUGGACGAGUUUCAGAGGAGCAUGAUCCCCCUGGCCCAGAGCUUUGAGACCCAGCUGACCCAGAAAACCCAGGAGAUCCAGCAGAACCUGGCUCCAUUGGGAGAGGAGCUGAGGGCCAAGCUGGACGCCGACACCAAGAACCUGAAGAGGCAGCUGACUUCCCUGUGGAGGUCCUUCACUAAGCUGACCCAGUAAACGGACUAAUAUCUAUACUCAGUUUUGAAUUUUGGGACAGAUACAAAGUGCAAUACCUCAUUUUCUAUGUUGAUGAAAGAUGCUCUCAAAGGCAACCUUCUCAAUAAUAUCAGUAUUUCCUCUUUUGUGUUACAACUAUAACUUGUAAAAGAACAAUAAAUUGGUUAAAUGUG
Messenger RNA from Dicentrarchus labrax (European seabass), 1061 nucleotides. RefSeq names its product apolipoprotein A-IV-like. Gene Ontology annotation, biological process: cholesterol homeostasis; positive regulation of lipid biosynthetic process; cholesterol efflux. Gene Ontology annotation, molecular function: phospholipid binding; cholesterol binding; phosphatidylcholine-sterol O-acyltransferase activator activity. Bases 115 to 888 code for a protein of 257 amino acids. The transcript is spliced from 4 exons. Gene Ontology annotation, cellular component: blood microparticle; extracellular region; high-density lipoprotein particle. The record is from RefSeq and is a predicted model, not a curated record. Lineage: Eukaryota; Metazoa; Chordata; Actinopteri; Moronidae.